AUGGCACCCGACUCAGAACUCGACUCUGACCGUGGGUCAGAUGACACCUUCCCCUUCGACCAUGAGGUGCUCGAAGAUGACAACUACGUCCACGCACAACGGGAGGAAACUCUAGAGGAGGGUUUAGAGAAGGCACGUGGAGUCAUAAAGAAGAAGAGAAGAUUCAUCACUGAGGACGACGUUGAAGAGUUCUUGGAUGAAUUCCACGAAGUUGCUGGCAGGUCAUCGUCCAAAGCUGUGGGCAACCGGCUCCACGUCUUGGUCGAGGUAGUCAAGCAUAACGACGUCGAGCCGAAUGGCGUAGAACUUCUCGUUCGGCAAUUGGUCAAGAGAUUCCCAGAUCUGCUCAGGUACACGGACAAUCAUGGGCAGAAUCCCAUUUUCAUGGCCAUCAAAAACCUCCAGGAUGAACUCAUCAACUACAUGAUCUCUGCUUGUGUCGAGGACAAAGGAGACGAAACGGCUGCGAUAUGUCUCCGGGACGCACUGAGCAUGAAACAAGGUGGCAAAACAUGUCUCCAUGCCGCUCUCCGUGAGAAAGUCAAAGCGAGAACAAUCAGUAUGCUGUUUGAAAACGCCCCGGAUGAGGCCUUGGAGGUUCAAGAUGAACACCAAAAGACUCCGAUGCAUCAUGCCGUGGCGUUUUCGAAAUGCACAGAUACCAGGACAGAGCUUAUCCAAUUUCUUAUUCAGAGAGAUUUGAGCGCGAGAUCAACCAAGGGGAGAUCGGAGAAGACUUUUCUUGACCUGCUCGAUCAUAAAGGCUCCUCAGUGUUUCGAGAACAUCAGAAGACGAGGAUAAACACCACUUCGCGGUGGGAGAAAGAAAACCAACUCGCCGAAGGCAACAAACGAGAUCAAGUCGAUCUUUCGAAAACGGGUGACAGACCUACUACUAAGGAUCCCGGAUCUAUGGGGAGCACAGGAGACUUGAAUUCCGCUGCAUCAACCGAGGUUGCAGCAGACCCCAUUGCAGUGAGAAAUGGCUGUGGUGGCGAUGGACUCAACGGGCCAGGCGAACGUCAAAGGAUGCACCCGCAGAAGAAGAAUAAGCAGAGCGCGAAGCUGGAGGAAGAGAAGAAAGACGAGGAGCGCGGGAGGCCGUCGGGAUGUGACAAGCAUCUCAACGGGGGAUCCAUCGUUUGCCCAGACUUAAGCCGGAAUACGCCCUUUCGAAUCCCUUCACCUGGUUCAAAUAUUUCAGACCGAACAAGCCACGACAUCUCGUACACGUAUACGCCAUAUCGGAUCCCUUCACCCGAUUCAAACACUGCAGUCCGAACAAGCAAUAAAACCCGGUAUAUGCCAUCUCGGUUCCCUUCACCAGAUUCAACCACUGCAAGGUUCGGGGCAGACGCCAACUCCAAACUCCAAUUCGACCCCGUGCUGCAGUACGUGACGUUUCCACGUGUUGAAGUUCGAUCAAAGGGUCGCCUGGUGGACCGCAAGCAGAGGGCCGACUUCGAGUUUGGGAAACAACAACAUGGAGCCAACGGCCGUAAGGAUAUGAUGUACUUUCUCGAUUGGUUGUACGACAAGGGUGUACGUCACAUCAUCAGGUUGUCUGUUGACGACUCCGGGGAGUCUGGUCAAAAGGUCCAUAGCGACCAAGCUAUACAAGAGUCUCUCGAGCGAUUUGUCGUCGAGCAUCUCGAUUGGCGGAAGACAGACUUGGAUCCGGGGACAAUCCUUCACAUCAGCAGCAAGGUCUGUACGAGUGAGUCUGUCAGCUCUGAGGACCCAAAGCAGACCGAGUCAGGCCCGGAUCGGCAGUUGACGAAACUCUCAUUGAUGUGGAGUGGAAGCAAUGCUAUGUACGAGAGCCCGCAGUGGAUCAGGCAGAAGAUUAGGGAUUUCGAGACCAGACUAAACGACAGCCGAAAGACUAUCCAGGCCGAAGCACUAGCAGCCUCGAGAAACAAAAGUGUCUCUGACAAUAAUGCAGCAUUUGGCCAUGUUGAGGUCACCGCUAUCGACUCAGGCACGUAUGAGGAGCGCACGGUGACAUCUGGCGACGUGCCUCACCUAUCUACUUCGAGUUCUAGCCAGGGCGUCAACGCGCAUCAGUGGUUGAAGUCGACCGCUAAAUUUGCUGGCUUAAUGAAUGACUUCUGGAAGAGCACUGUCGAGGAGUUUCUUCAAUCGGAACAAAAGCAGGACACACCGGAGCGGGUGCAGGAUGAUGUGGUUGUGGCAUUGAUCGACGACGGUGUCGACAUGUUCGAUACGGCUUUAUCAAAUCAAAUCCUCGAGGGCAAGAGUUUUGACUUUCACGAUGAAAAGGUCCGUCCGCCGUUCUCGUCGGCAAAGGGCCAUGGUACAGUCAUGGCAAGUAUGAUCCUACGCGUUUGCCCUAUGGCCAAGGUCUACCCGAUACGACUGAAGACGUACGACAAUGCGAACGGGAAGAAUAACAUCGAUGCAAAUUACGCAGCACAGGCUAUCCAAGCGGCUCUCGACAAGAAGGCUACAAUAAUUUCCAUGUCGUGGACACUCCCAAUUGCAAGGGGCAAGAACGAGUCAAAAGAUAAAUUGCAUACCGUCCUACAAACGGCCGUCAAAAACAACGUCCCAAUGUUUUGCUCCGCACCUGACGAAGGCAAGUUCACUGAGCUUGACUAUCCCAGCGGCCCAUGGCGGGAUCGCUUUUUCCGUAUCGGCGCCGCGCGUGCUGACGGCACCGUCUUUGGAUGGACUCCUGAAGACGGAAUCACGUACGUCUUUCCCGGCGUCGACGUGAUACUUGACCAGGUAAAGGGCGUCUCUUCAAGGACAGGCUUGGGUAAAAAUGUCACGGAUCGCGUGAAUGACUUCAAGUACGAGACCGGCUCGAGUGUCGCUACGGCGCUGGCGGCUGGCCUUGCUGCCAUGAUCAUAUAUUGCAUCAAGACGAGUAUCCUUGCCGUCAAGACGGCAAACCAGAAAGCUGUCCUCAACCCGAUUCCGGAUAAUCGCGCAGUGCUGGUUGCGAAACCUGAUGCUAUGAAGCGGGCUUUUGCGAGCUUGGGAAAGCUUACGCCGAACCGCUUCAUCCAAGUUUGGGAGGACUUGGACAAGGUCAGCGAGAUUUUGGAGACUAGGCAGCUGCAAGGUUCAGAUCCAGAAGUGAACCUCAAAUGCACUCAGAGGUUUAUGGAGUUUGGACUCAAGCUUGCGAGUUCAGUUAAGCAGUGA
Messenger RNA from Ilyonectria robusta, 3174 nucleotides. RefSeq lists its product as uncharacterized. Gene Ontology annotation, molecular function: protein binding; serine-type endopeptidase activity. Lineage: Eukaryota; Fungi; Ascomycota; Sordariomycetes; Hypocreales; Nectriaceae. The transcript is spliced from 5 exons. Gene Ontology annotation, biological process: proteolysis. Bases 1 to 3174 code for a protein of 1057 amino acids. The record is from RefSeq and is a predicted model, not a curated record.